UGUUUUUAUUAAAGGGACGGAAAACGUUCUUCCACCCAUGGAAAAUAUUGUUGAAUCAUUUUGUUAUUUCAACUACAAUUCUGGCAAUAAUCGAAACUGUUGACCCUUGGUGCGGUGAUAAAUCGUCCAAAGUCUCUUCGGAUAGCAGUUGAGAUUAACGGCUCGUCCUAAUUUUGUGCCGGGAUUCGGAAUCGCCUUUUUUUUCCCCACCUGCACUUUGCAGCUUGAUGCAGUUCCGGAAAAAUGGGAGAUAAUUCAAAAACGCUUCGUGACUAGUGGCGAAGAAGAUCGGUCACGAAUCUUCAGGGGAAUCUCACCCUUUUUAAGUCCUACUGCUUCGUUUCUUCGUACAGCGAAAUGAACAGGCUUUAAAAUGUUCAAAAAAUAACGCCUCCACCCUAUUUGUCAAAUAAGUAGAGCGUUUUUAACUUAUUUAAUGGUUACUCGUGUCAGAUCUGUUUAUUCAAAUAAAAUAUCCGAUCUUCAAUUUCAAGGCUCAAUUCGCUUAUACAAUAUAGAAUACAUUAUUUUAUUUUUAUAAGAUUCAAGAUGUCCACCAUUCACAUUAAUACAUUUAUUUAGCAACAAUAUUUCUUUAACAAAAACAAAACACAAAAAAAAUACGGGCUUGUGUUGAAUAUUCCCACUAUUUUUUGAUAAAACCAUGAUCAAAACCAAGUCCCUCUAUUUAUUUACUAAAAAAAUUUUUCCUUGCGUGCUGGGUUUAAUUAAAUUAAAUUUAAUUUAAUUAAAAGAAAUUCUUUCCCUUGGCAGUGAAGAACACGCUCAACCUACCAGGACGAUAUUAUUAGCCAGAUAAUGGAAGUGGAUUACUUGUAUUGAUGACAUCAGGGGAGAUAAAGAAGAAUCUUUUCCCAGUUAUCUCACUAGUCAGAUUUGAGUUGAAUAUCUGAAAGUGGCCUUUUCGCAUCGACUCCCAAGAAGGAAAUAAACCACAUUUCUAUAUAAACAAAAAAAUGUUGUGGUAUAACCUGAGACAAAGUCAAAAGAAUGGUUAUGACUGUGAGGUCCCUUCAGGUGUAAAUUGGUCAACUAAAGAGAUCAACGUAGUUGUGAGACUUUUAUCGGCUGUUUACACAUUCCUAGCAUUUCUUGUGGCUCUAUUCCUCAUACCAUGGCUUUUUUUUAUGUUUAUAGUUGUUCGUAUUUGUCGGAUACUGUUUAUAAGAUGGCUGGAGAAAAAUUUCAACGGCUUGGAAUUUGUGCAAAAGACGACUGUAAGAACGGCUGUCGAUACCCCAAGGAAUCAAGGGAUUAUUACUGCACUCCUUACUGUUCGAGGCCCCUGCCAAUUACAUUUUAUAAAAAAUCGAAUACAGGCCGAUAUUGUUGAAAGGGAGAAAAAUGGAAUAGUCGUCUUCCCACAUUUGAGGACAAUUUUAACAAGUCGAUGGGGUACCUAUGCUUGGAUCAGGGGCUCGGAGAAGAAAUUUUGCAUUGAUAAUCACAUUGUGCUUGCCAAUACAACAUUCAAAGGCAGGCCAGUUUCUGACAGCAACAUUCAGGACUACAUAAGUGAUAUCAUAGCAAAACUCCUUCCCACAGAUCUCCCUCCAUGGCAGAUAACAUUAAUCCCAACUCUGCAAGAUAAAACAUAUCUGCUGAUCAGAUUACACCACCUUUACCUUUCUGAGGACAAAUUAUCUUUAGGAGAACUGCUGCUUUUAAGGGGAGACGAACAUGUCACGGUUAGCAACUCGGAUCCUUGGGUCGAUAGCUCCAUACUUUCUGGUGUUUUCCGAACACCUGUUGUUAUACCUCAAGUUUAUGAGCAGGCUUGUGAGUCAUUAGCCAAUUGGUGGAAUGAACUUCUCUACGAGUAUGAUCCCAUUGAUAACCCAAAUGCGACUAAGAAACCAACGAUCAAAACUUUUAUUGUUUUGUUGACAAUAAUGACAGUCACCGUUAUAAAAGAAUACAUGAAAGGUGAAAAUGUCAAGUUAAAUGACCUCAUAAAAAUUGAGGUAGCUAAGAGAAACAUUUCUAAAAAAUUGUUCUGGUCUAGUUUCUACAAUACAUUCAAGCCUUCUAAUAUAAUAAAAACAUUAUUCCAAUUCAUCUGGAGUACACCGAUAUCAAUAAUCAAAUUCCCGAUCCGACUGGCAAAAAUGAUAGUAGAUACUCCAGUGUACCUCUACUGGCUUUAUCUCGGUCACUAUGUCAUAAAAGAGACUCUUUAUCUAUUUAAAAUUUUCUACACGGCACCUAGGGUCAUAUUCGAGGAGAUCUUCCUUCCUGAAUAUCCCUGCAACGUCCAUCAGCUACAGACGAUGUCUUUCUGUGGUAGAAAGGUUGUCCAUUGGUCAGAUCCAAUCCCUCUUGAGAUGGUGAAGCAAAUCAAAUGGGCGACCAGUUCCACUACCUCAGAAGUAGUCAUGUCAGCAGUAUCGGCAGCAUUGAGAAAUUAUUUUUCUGAAGCCAAUUAUUCAGUGCCAAAAGCAGUAAUGACGACAUGCCAUUUCACACCUCAGGAAGAUUUGUUAGCACACCGAGGCCAACUCACAUCAGGGAUGCUUUGUCUGCCACUUCCUACGCAGACCCCUGUAGAUGACCCUUUGGCGUGUCUUCAGGCUUUAAAACAUUCGCUUUAUAAGGCCAGAUCAACACAAGCUCCUCUGUAUUUAGCAUCUAUUUAUCAAAUUGAUUAUAGCCUUUUUACAACAAUUUUUCCAACCCUGUUUGCCAAAGCAUGCCUUUAUCUGCUCUCAAGGAGAUACGCGGUCAAUGUAACUCAGGUUGACUCAACAUCAAGGAUGAGUGGAAAUAAAACAAGGCAGCUGCUCUGGGGGCAGAGAGUUGAGAAAAUAAUGUACUGGAGGCCCCCACAGGCAAAUGUUGGCCUUUCUCUUACGAUAAUCAGUUACGGUGACACAGUGCAGCUUGGAGUCAUGUCAGACGCCCAACUUUCACCGCACCAAUCGACCAUAGUGACAAAUUUCACCUCGGAAUUGUAUCAACUUGCAGAGCGGGCAGGCGUCCCUCGCAUUCCGGUUGAAUCAUCUCUGCCGACAAAUACUUUUUCCUAGGCUUCAUCUUUUUUAUUUAAGGUUUAAAAAUUACAAGUAUUGGAGGCUGAAAGGACUUAGCUGUUGACAACACUGCUGAAGCCUGCCUAACUUCAGUGGCAAAUCGGACA
This is a messenger RNA of Cimex lectularius (bed bug), 3157 nucleotides long. RefSeq lists its product as uncharacterized. The record is from RefSeq and is a predicted model, not a curated record. Gene Ontology annotation, biological process: triglyceride biosynthetic process. NCBI's taxonomy places the organism in Eukaryota, Metazoa, Arthropoda, Insecta, Hemiptera, Cimicidae. Gene Ontology annotation, cellular component: plasma membrane. Gene Ontology annotation, molecular function: long-chain-alcohol O-fatty-acyltransferase activity; diacylglycerol O-acyltransferase activity. The transcript has 10 exons. The coding region runs from base 978 to 3047 and encodes 689 amino acids.